AUGCAGUUAAAAGAAAGGUGCCAAGUCCACGGAUGGAGAGCGCCAAAGUGGAAGGACGUUUGCGGGUGGGAUGACGGGAUAGUUGGCUGGAGCAAACUAGACACGCGUGAUAAGUGUGUUCUUGGGUGGUGGGAGCGCCUCUGUCCCCGUUCGGUCCAGCCCUGGCCACGGAGAUGCGAGACGGGAGGGAGGGAGCUGUCCGUGGUGCUGAAAAGGCAGCAGCAGUCAAUACACCACGCCCCCGCUGCUGCCAUUGGCUCCCGUCGCGAAAUCAAAACGCAUGAGAAGAAUGGAGGAAGGAAAUAUCAGGGGGAGAGUUAA
Messenger RNA from Knipowitschia caucasica, 321 nucleotides. The record is from the annotation of a GenBank genome assembly. Lineage: Eukaryota; Metazoa; Chordata; Actinopteri; Gobiiformes; Gobiidae.